AUGGCGCCGUUGUCGUCACUGCCCCUGGUAUCGCCCUUAGAAACCCAUGUUCUUGAGCUCACUGGAUUUUCCUCCAUGAUCCGUACGCGUGAUUUGCACUUGAUUCUCGCGCCGUGGAGCUAUGGCGAGCCCGAGGCGUACAGAAUUAAAUGGCAAGACGACAACACGGUCUAUAUCCUCUUCCAAGAAGCUAGCGUCGCAAAAAAGGUGUACCUUUCCCUUUUGUGUUCUCCACCAGACAUACUCCGUGCAGAUUUUCACGGGACAGAAUUGUAUGAUGCCACGCGUAUACCUUGCGGUCGGUUACAGAGCGUUCCAUACGCUCACAUACGCCCCUUGAACGGACCCAAAGCCGACGCCUUGCUCGCGAACGCCAACAUGAAUGUGAGGAAAAACAUGACAACGGCCGCUGCCUUGGCAUGGCCCUCCCCACCCGCGUCACCAUCCGUGCCUGAUUAUCGACGAAUACACCGCCGCAUUGUAAGCGGCACGGCUGUUCCGUCGCGCACGAGUGAUCCCUUCUUUCAUCUUCCCACCGACUUCCCACAUGCCGGAAGUCGGCGAUAUGUGUCCGCAGAUAGCAGUGAUGUUCUUCUAUGA
Malassezia restricta is the source of this 600-nucleotide messenger RNA. RefSeq lists its product as uncharacterized. The transcript has a single exon. NCBI's taxonomy places the organism in Eukaryota, Fungi, Basidiomycota, Malasseziomycetes, Malasseziales, Malasseziaceae. The record is from RefSeq and is a predicted model, not a curated record. Bases 1 to 600 code for a protein of 199 amino acids.